GGAAGGCUACAUCCAGGGGACAGGGUUUGUCUUGGUUAAUGAACUAGGAAUUUCUUCUUCUAGCCUCCAAGUCUGCCCUUCAACAGUAUGCUGGAAUGGUUGAUCUUUUUAGCAGUGAAUGUAUGUGGCAGUGGGGGAGGGCAGAAGCAGCAACCAUAGUUGACACCCAGGAGUUUAGCAGAUUUGCCCAGCAUCCCCACAGGGUAGCAGUGGAGCCGGAUGAAUAUAAGGAAGUGAACCUUAUAAGAGGAAGUGAACCUUGUAAGAGACCCAGGGGAAGUUAGAGUAAAGAUCAGCCCUGUGUGUUUGGGUUUGUGUGCAGGUUGCAGAGGACUGGGAAGUCCUGGUGUGGAUGGGCAGAGCUGGGAGGAGCAACAGAGUUGGGCAUCUGUCUGGAGAAACUCUUAUGAUGCAUAAAGGCAUGGACUUCAGGGUAGUGAGGCGGUAAUAGUGGAGAUGAGCUUGAAUGUCGAAAGUGAUCAUGUCAGUUCCAGUUUGGAAAGUCUCACAACUCUCUAGGCUCUCUCCUUUCAUUUGUCAUUACUAUGGCUUUGAGUUGAUGUCCUCUUUUGCUAAAUACAGUAAAAUGAAAGAAUCAAGGAGGGAACAAUUCUAAACAAAGCCAACUUGUUCAUCCAUCCAACCGCUGGGAGAUAUGGCAGAGUUAAAGGGAAACUUUUCUUCCAUGGCUCAGGGAAUACUCCUGGAUCAAGUCAAUAGGAGAACUUUCUGUGUGGACCUAAGUGCAAGGCACCUAAAAAGGGCUGCUGAUGAAGAUGACGAGUACCCGUUGCAAGCUGGCCCACUACCUGGAAGACCUGGAAGAUGUAGACCUUAAGAAAUUCAAAAUGCAUUUGGAAGAUUACCCUCCUCAAAAAGGCUGCAUCCCACUCCCCAGGGGCCAGACAGAGAAGGCUGACCACGUGGAUCUAGCCACACUCAUGAUUGACUUCAAUGGGGAGGAGAAAGCAUGGGCUAUGGCUGUGUGGAUUUUUGCUGAAAUCAACAGGAGAGACCUUUAUGAGAAAGCUAAGAGAGAGCAGCUAGAGUGGGAUACUGCACAUGCUUCUCAUCCCACUGUGGUUUGCCAGGAAGACAGCAUUGAAGAAGAGUGGUUGGGUUUACUGGGGUUCCUUUCCAGAAUCUCAGUUUGCAAAAAAAAGAAAGAUUACUGUAAGAAUUACAGAAGACAUGUUAGAAGCAGAUUCCACUGCAUUGAAGAUAGGAAUGCACGUCUGGGUGAGAGUGUGAACCUCAACAAACGCUACACACGGCUGCGGCUGGUCAAAGAGCACCCAAGCAAGCAGGAGAGGGAGCAUGAGCUGCUGGCUAUUGGCAGGACCAAGACGUGGGACAGCCCCAUGAGUCCCAUUAAGUUGGAAUUCCUGUUUGAUCCUGAUGACGAGCACUCUGAGCCUGUGCACACAGUGGUAUUCCAGGGAUCGGCAGGCAUUGGAAAAACAAUACUGGCCAGGAAGAUUAUGCUAGAUUGGGCAUCGGGGAAACUCUUCCAAGACAAGUUUGACUAUUUGUUCUACAUCCACUGUCGUGAGGUGAGCCUCGUGACACUGAGAAGUCUGGGGGACCUGAUUGCCAGCUGCUGCCCUGACCCAAACCCACCAGUACACAAGAUUGUGCGCAAGCCCUCCAGGAUCCUCUUCCUUAUGGAUGGCUUUGAUGAGCUGCAAGGUGCCUUUGAUGAGCACAUAGGGGCACUCUGCACGGACUGGCAGAAGGCUGAGCGGGGAGACAUUCUCCUGAGCAGCCUCAUCAGAAAGAAGCUGCUGCCUGAAGCCUCUCUUCUCAUCACUACGAGACCAGUGGCUCUGGAGAAGCUGCAGCACUUGCUGGACCAUCCUCGUCAUGUGGAGGUCCUGGGUUUCUCUGAGGCCAAAAGGAAGGAGUAUUUCUUCAAGUAUUUCUCCAAUGAGGUGCAGGCCAAGGAAGCCUUCAGGCUGAUCCAGGAGAAUGAUAUCCUCUUCACUAUGUGCUUCAUUCCUUUGGUCUGCUGGAUUGUGUGCACGGGGCUAAAGCAGCAGAUGCAGAGUGGCAAGAGCCUUGCACAGACCUCCAAGACCACCACUGCUGUCUAUGUCUUCUUCCUUUCCAGUCUGUUGCAAUCCCGAGGAGGGAGCCAGGAGCACCUCCUCUCUGCCCAUCUCCAGGGCCUCUGUUCUUUGGCUGCAGAUGGAAUCUGGAACCAGAAAAUCUUAUUUGAGGAGUGUGACCUCAGGAAUCAUGGCCUGCAGAAGGUGGAUGUGUCUGCUUUCCUGAGAAUGAACAUAUUCCAGAAGGAAGUGGACUGUGAGAAAUACUACAGCUUCAUCCACAUGACAUUCCAGGAGUUCUUCGCGGCCAUGUACUACUUGCUGGAAGAGGAGGAAGAUGAGGUGAUGAUGAGGAAAGUGCCUGGGAGUUUAGAGCUUCCGAACCGAGAUGUGACUGUCCUCCUAGAAAAUUAUGGCAAAUUUGAAAAGGGGUAUCUGAUUUUUGUUGUCCGUUUCCUCUUUGGCCUUGUAAAUCAGGAAAGGGCCUCCUAUUUAGAGAAGAAAUUAAGUUGCAAGAUCUCUCAGCAAAUCAGACUGGAGUUGCUGAAAUGGAUUGAGGUGAAAGCCAAGGCUAAGAAGCUACAGAUCCAGCCCAGCCAGCUGGAAUUAUUCUACUGCUUGUAUGAGAUGCAGGAGGAGGACUUUGUGAAAAGGGCGAUGGACCACUUCCCCAAAAUUGAGAUCAAUCUCUCCACCAGAAUGGACCAUGUGGUUUCUUCUUUUUGCAUUGAGAACUGUAGCAGUGUAGAAACACUUUCCCUGGGGUUUCUCCAUAACUCACCCAAGGAGGAGGAGGAGGAAGAAGAAAGUCAACACCAUGGCACAGUCCAGUGCAUGCUCCCAGGUCCUCAUACUGCCUGCUCUCACACACUGGUGAAUUGCUAUCUCACUUCCAGCUUUUGUCGAGGCCUCUUCUCGGUUCUAAGUACCAACCAGAACCUCACUGAACUGGACCUCAGCGACAAUGCGCUGGGGGACCCAGGGAUGAGGGUGUUAUGUGAAACACUCCAGCAUCCUGACUGUAACAUUCAGAGACUGUGGUUGGGGCGCUGUGGCCUGACGCAUCAGUGCUGCUUUGACAUCUCCUCGGUCCUGAGCAGCAGCCAGAAGCUGGUAGAAUUGGAUCUAAGUGACAAUGCGUUGGGAGACUUUGGAGUCAGACUUUUGUGUGUGGGCUUGAGGCAUCUGUUCUGCACUCUGAAGCAGCUCUGGUUGGUCAGCUGCUGUCUCACAUCAGCAUGUUGUCAGGAUCUUGCGUCUGUCCUGAGCACCAACCAUUCCCUGACCAGACUCUUCAUUGGAGAAAAUGCCUUGGGAGAUUCAGGAGUUGGAAUUUUAUGUGAAAAAGCCAAGAAUCCACAGUGUCACCUCCAGAAACUGGG
Messenger RNA from Castor canadensis (American beaver), 3430 nucleotides. It is a transcript of the gene Nlrp3, whose product is annotated as NLR family pyrin domain containing 3. Gene Ontology annotation, cellular component: NLRP3 inflammasome complex; cytoplasm. Lineage: Eukaryota; Metazoa; Chordata; Mammalia; Rodentia; Castoridae. The record is from RefSeq and is a predicted model, not a curated record. Gene Ontology annotation, biological process: inflammatory response; negative regulation of non-canonical NF-kappaB signal transduction; negative regulation of acute inflammatory response. Gene Ontology annotation, molecular function: DNA-binding transcription factor binding; sequence-specific DNA binding.